GAGCUGCGCGUGCGCAAACAUCCCUUUCAUGUUGACGCAGCCCCCCCUUCUCUCUCUCUCACACACACACACACACACACACACACACACACGGACACUCCAUCUCUUGUCUGCACGACGGCAUGAUGGAUGUCGUAAAUCAGCUGGUGGCCCAGGGUCAGUUCAGAGUGCUGAAGGUCCCACUAGGCUUCAUCAAGGUCUUACAAUGGUUCUUUGCAGUCUUUGCCUUUUCCACCUGUGGCAGUUACUCUGGGUUGUUGCGAGUUGCAGUUGACUGUAAGAACCGGACAGAGAGCGACCUGAAGAUUGAGGUGGAGUUUGAGUACCCAUUCAGACUUCAUCAGGAGUACUUUGACGCCCCAACCUGCAAAGAUGGAGAAAAAGAGCAGGUUUUCCUCAUCGGGGACCAUUCUUCAUCAGCUGAAUUCUUCGUCACCAUUGCUGUCUUCGCUUUCCUAUACUCCACAGCGACUCUCAGCAUAUAUAUUUUUUUCUUUGAAAAGUACAAGGAGAACAACAAAGGUCCUCUGAUUGACUUGGCGGUGACGGCGGUGUUCGCCUUUAUGUGGCUAGUGAGUUCUGCUGCCUGGGCCAAAGGCCUUUCUGAUGUGAAAACAGCAACCGAUCCGGACAAAGUCAUCAUGAUGAUUCCUGCCUGUAAAAAGGAAGAGAACCGCUGCCGGGAAGUCCACGACCCGGUUAUGUCUGGAUUAAACACCUCUGUGGCAUUUGGAUUCAUUAAUCUGGUUCUAUGGGUGGGAAACCUGUGGUUUGUCUUUAAAGAGACAGGCAUCAUUGCCCCCUUCAUGCGUGCCCCACCUCCUCAGCAGAAACCUGCUCCUGAUGCCUACGGUCAGCAGGGGGUAUAUGAACAAGACCCCUAUGCCAGCAACCAAGGAAGCUACCAACCUGAGUUCAGCCAGCAGGGAUACAACCAGGAUGCAGAAUACGGUCAGCAGGGAGCCCCAACCUCCUUCUCCAAUCAGAUGUGAGCCGACAUGCAGUAGGAAGCGCUGGGAGUGAACGAGCAGUGGGUCGCCAACAGUUUUCCCAUUUUGCAUUUCCUGAAGAGUUGGCUUUGGUGUUAGGAGGAUGAUUGGAGAAAAUUUAUGUACAUUUUAAUUAAUGAAUAUGCAAAUAAUUAAAUUAAACAUUAACAAAUUCAGCCAUUUAAACAACAAUGGUGAUGAGUAAAAUGCUCCUGUUGUUGAGAUUUCAUAUUCAAGUUUGUAAUUUGAGGCAAAAUGUUUGAACUGUCACUUUGAACUGUGUGUGAAAAUAUUCAAAAGUUUCUAUUUGUUUCCAACUAAAACCUAGGAUCUGUUUCUUGUUAAGUCCCACACCAAAAGCCGGUUCUCAACUGAUGCUGAGUUGUUUCGAUUGAACUUUAGAUUGAGCUUUGAAUCAGAUCCAGACCUAAACAGAACCAGAACCAACAAGUAGUUUUUUCUCUAGCUUUACCUCUGUGUUUCCCUCAUAAAAAACUCUUAAGGGAGAGCGGACGCUCAACUUCCCUGUCAUGCAGGCCUCUGUAGAUGCUGGAGUUAACAUGACACCCACUCGCCAUGUUGGACGGUCUGAUUUGAAUCUGUUACCUUUCUACUGCAUAGACAUCAAUCUGAAGGAUUUUUAUGGAUCAUAACCCCAACACACAUCAUAACCCGGAGUAUUCAUUCUUAUUUGAAGUUUCUACCUCCCAAACUUAAGAAACAUAGUAAAUAGUGCAUGAAAGGGACAUUCAAAUUGAUCAAACCUCUCUGGUGGUUGUUCAUAAGAUUUACUUUAAAAAAGUGGUUUAAUGCUCCAAUUUGCUCCUGUCUCCACAAACAUCUUGAUUUCUUAGUGCACAAUUAUAACUUUGUACAUAGUUGUCAUAUCAAACUGCAGGGUCAUUUAGAUGUUCAUUUGUAUUCCUUGUUUGCAGCCUGCAUCUUAAAACAAUGCGCCUGGGAGCCAGGCUUAAACCAUCCCUUGGACAUUCACCUGCCCUCUCACAGAAGCUUCUGAAGGACCUAAGUGUCCUCCUCUUCCUCUUUUCCGCCAUUUGUUUCCUUGGAAGGUGAAGCUGUUUUUACUAUCAGUGUUGUCCUGCGCAUGGUGAUAGGUUUUCUGCUUAUGUUACUUAGUUACUGAUGAUUAAUAAGUUGCACUUCCUGUUUCCUAUACAGGUUGAUAAGAGUGUGAUUAUUACUUGUCUAUUACGUUGUUCAUUUCUUCCCAUCAUCACUCCUAAUUUUUCACUCUGCCUUUGUGACGUAUCUUCCUGUAAGCUGACAUGUGACCCAGCAUCAGCAGCCAUAGUAAUGGUCUUGACGGUAAUGAUAAUGAUGAUGUGUACGUGUUGGUAUGGCAAAUACCCUUCCCUCCAAGCUGUUUAUUUGAUGGAAAGUUUCAAUAAAGUACAAAUCUGUCAAACUGUCA
Molecule: messenger RNA, 2421 nt
Organism: Oryzias latipes (Japanese medaka)
Lineage: Eukaryota; Metazoa; Chordata; Actinopteri; Beloniformes; Adrianichthyidae
Gene: sypa
Product: synaptophysin a
Cellular component (GO): synaptic vesicle membrane; presynaptic active zone; synaptic vesicle
Source: RefSeq, a predicted model, not a curated record